AUGUCUUCUAAUGGAACGUCGACCUCGGUGCAAGUUGCACUAAGGAUAAAGCCCCUUACACAAGAUGAUUUAAUCAAUUUGCCGGCAAGGUUUCAACGUCAAGUUAUAUCUGUUUCUCCUUAUAAUCAAAAUCAAGUAGUUGUUGAUACGGAAAAGAGACCAAUCUUUCAAUUUGAUUAUGUUUUUGCCCCUGAAGCUACCCAACAAGAUGUUUAUGAAAGAGCUGUUGGAAAUAUGAUUUCUAAAUUUUUGGAGGGUUACAAUGUUACUAUUUUGGCAUAUGGACAGACUUCUUCUGGGAAGACUCAUACAAUGGGAACUGCUGAUGAUAGUACUAUACCUCCCGAAUCAAAAGGAAUAAUUCCACGUACAAUGGCUACGCUUUUUUCUUUGGUGAAUUCUGGUCAAUAUAAAUCUCAUAAAUUCUCAAUAAAAGUCUCGUUCAUUGAGAUUCAUAAUGAAGAUUUAAUUGAUCUUCUUGGUGAGGGUAAUGAGGAAGAAAGACCUCCUGUUAUGAUACGUGAGGAUUCUAGGGGUAAUAUAUAUUGGACCGGAUUACAGGAAUUAAAAGUUAAUAAUGUAGAUGAAGUUAUGGAACAUUUAUCCCAUGGUUCAAUGAACCGACAGGUCGGUGUUACUGAUAUGAACUCUAAAUCUUCUCGAUCUCAUGCAAUAUUCUCUGUUACGAUGGUGCAACAAAAAUUCAUUCCUCAUAAUUGUAUUUCGGCCGGUCAACCUGCUACGUCUCCUCCUAGUUCAAGACCUGGAACUCCUGCUUCCUCUAGAUUUGGUAGUCAACCUUCUUCAAGAACAAAUUCGAGUCUAGAUAAAUUUGAUGAUGGUGAAUGGGUUACUAUAUCUAGUAAAUUUCAUUUCGUCGAUUUGGCUGGAAGUGAACGUUUAAAACGUACUGCUGCAAGCGGUGACCGUGCAAGAGAAGGAAUUUCCAUAAACUCUGGUCUACUUGCUUUAGGAAAUGUCAUUUCAGCUCUUGGUGAUCCUAGUAAAGCAAAACAUACUACUCAUAUACCUUAUAGAGAUUCUAAACUUACUCGUUUAUUACAAGAUUCUCUUGGUGGAAAUGCUCAAACUUUAAUGAUUGCUUGUGUAUCUCCAAUUGAAUACAAUAUUAAUGAAACUGUUAGCACUCUUAAAUAUGCUAAUCGUGCUCGUAAUAUCAAAAAUCUUGCUUCCGUAAAUCAAGAAGAAGCUGGUUGGAAUGAUGUUACUCAUUUACAAAAUUUAGUCUUAAAACUUCGUGGUGAAAUUUCCUCUUUAAAAGCUGCUGCUGCUCAAAAUUCUCAAAGAUCUCAAGAUGGUGGUGGUUCUGUUAGUCCUGAAAAAGUUUCUCAAUCUCCUUUUGUUACUGGUCAUAAACAUUCUUCUUCCAGUUUUUCCGAUAAAAAUUCUCUUGCUGCUAAAAUUCCUGGUAGAUCUACUCCAACUAAUGAUUUUGUUGGAAAAUUUUCUUCUACUACUACUUAUG
Molecule: messenger RNA, 1486 nt
Organism: Racocetra persica
Lineage: Eukaryota; Fungi; Glomeromycota; Glomeromycetes; Diversisporales; Gigasporaceae
Source: the annotation of a GenBank genome assembly